AUGGAUUUCAAAGUUUCAUACGAGCGAUUCAUUCAAAAUGUGAAGUACCAGUUAAUAAGAAUCGAGAAGAACAUUGAGAAGGAAGUUUCCGAGUGGGAAAUUAAACUUGCCCCAUCAGAUCGAGUUAGCGUCAAAGCGAACGUGCUCGAUAGCAAGGGUACAACAUUUAAGGAUCACGAAUGUAAACUGGAAUCUAAAAUCGUCGAAUUUGAACAAAGAGUUGUAAAGCUUGAAAAGGAGAAGGAUCGCAUGAAAUUAGACAUACUGAAUCUCAAGCAAGAAAAAAGCGUAUUAUCGAAUAAGCUGAAUCAUUUUCAAGAGCUAAAACUAUUCGAACAUAGAUUGAAUAAAACUCUAGAACGAAAAAUUCGUAAUAAGACUGAUUUAAAGGCACAAGUUUCUAAUAAUUUACAAGAGAUUGGUCGAUUGGAGAAACAGCUCAAAAAUGAGAAAAAUUUCCAUUCAGCUAUCGAGAAGGAGAAAAAAUCGCUGGAGAGAAAAAUCGAAGAGCUACAGAGACAAACCACCGAGUCGAAUAAAGCAAAUCCCCAAAACUUAAAGCCUCUUAAAGCCAAAAAGAUGAUGAAGAAGAAGAAAGCAAACCAGGAAAAUAUUUAUAAGUGUAAAUCCAGGCUGAAAGAGAGUAAAACGAAACUAAAAUAUGCAGACCGUGAAAAUUCCCAAUUGGCUGAAAAAAACUUUUUGUUGGUAGAAAGCAACCGGAAAACAUCUGAAGAGAUAAAAAAACUGCGAACAUCGUUUCAGGUAGUCGAGGAUGCCCUCAAGCAAGAGAAAAAGAAAACCCAGGAAAUAAACACGCUACUGGAAAAAUGGAAGGAAAAAUUUCACGAACUGGAAGAAAAAAUUCAAACGACAGUGCAAAACCAGGCUGCAUAUGAAUUUCCAAUGGUAACGGCGAUACAAUGUAUCCCGGAAUUCCAUGGCAAAUCAGAAGAGUUGCAGCCUUUUUUGAUGCAGAUUGAUUAUUUUUCAAAUGCCUUUCCUGAAAAUGCUGACCAAAAACCACUACUAAAUGUAGUAUAUACAAAACUAAAAGGCGAGGCUCUCAUGCGUCUUCAUGAUAUACAAGGCGACACAUGGGCCAAUGUGAAACUGAAUUUGAAAAAUAGUUUCCAAUUAGAAAAAAGUAUUGGAACAAUAAUUAAAGAGAUCGAAACACUAAAACAAAGCAGUCACGAAUCUUAUAACGAAUACAAAAUUCGCGCUAAAGAAUUAUAUAGGUUCGUAAGCGCUCUGCCGGAACACGGAAAUGAGUCGUAUGCGAAUACUGCUUUGAGGAAGCAUUUUUUAGCGGGUCUCAAAAGUAACGCUUUAGCCUUGACAGGAAAGUCGCAACGGGAUAAAACAUUCCCAGAAUUACUUGACUGGUUUCAGAAAGAAAUCGAUGAGGAGGAAGAACUACGCGAGAUCCACAACAGACUGCAGUCAACAAGGAUGAGAACAUCGCAACAACAACAAAAUAAUUACAAUAGAAGCACACAAGCCAACAACUACAACUACAAUCGUAAUAACAAAAACAACAGAAGAGGAAAUAAUAACGAUUAUAGAGAACAACGCAACAAUUAUCGAGGAAAUAACAAUAACUACAGAGGGAAUAAGAGCAAUUAUCGAAGAAAUAAUAUCAAUUUUGGAAAAAAUUACAACAAUUAUCAAGGAACUCGAAACUUCGAUAACAAUAACGGCUAUAAUAAUAACAACAAUUCCAAUCCCAACGAAAACUAUAGGGAAAAUAAUAGAAACGGGGGUUAUUACAAAAAUAACAACAAUAAUUACAGGCGACAUAAGGAUAACCAGAAUAGCUAAGCUAUCUCUGUUAGGGUAGCCAUGGUUAACAGAUACAAAAGAAAAAAAGAUUAUUUAGGGGGAAAAUAAAUCGGUGAAAUAAUUAAAGAGGAUAAUGAAAUUACAGAAGAGAUAGAAUAAUAGGAAGAAAAAGGGAAUAAUAGGAAGAAGAAGGGUUUUUUUAAAGAAGAAAAAAAUUACAGAGAAAAUUCAAUGAAAAAAAAAUUAAAUGGAGAAAGGAUAAAUGUAUGAAACGAAUGAAAAUUAUGAUUUAUAUAUAAAGCGUAAAGACAAUCAAGGAGGAAUAAUCGAGAAAAACAAAGGUGUAAGGCGAAUUCAUUAAAACAGUUGAAAGAGUCAAAGCACAAGUGAAGUAAAAUAUUUUUUUUUUGAACAGUUGAAACAGCUAACAGCUAACUACAAAAACAAAUUAACUAUUAUAUUUUGGUGUAAUUUUUUUUGUUUAUAUAUCCAUAAUAAAUAAAGUUCCAAGUAUUUUCACAGAUCGCACCUAGGACCUACAAAAAGAGGGGGGAGAGACCGCAUCCACAGUUUGUUUUUAGGACCGGAACAGAGUGACGCCACACAUCAGCAGAGAGGAGAAAGACGCGAUCUAUCAACAGAAGAAUGUUCCUAUCACGCUGGAAAGAGGCGUACUCAGCAAACAUUAGUGCCUCCCCCGUGAUAUCCGCUUGCUGGAGUGGAACGAUGCUGUCUACAUGGCGCUCUGGUAUAAGGAUGAAGACAACGAGCCGUUGUACAGCUUCGACAUCCGGGGUCGUCAGAUUGCGUCAGACACGCCUCUAUUCCUCGAUAAAAUACUUCGGAAAAGGGCAUUCUUCCGCGCGACUACCCAUCCGACACAGCUGAUGGUCGACAAGUUCAAACUCGGUGAUGAAGGGACCUAUCGGUGACGGUUGGACUAGCGCAACUCAUCCAUCCGGGAUGUGAAAAUUAACUUCACAAUUGUAGUGCCACCGGAUCGACCUUUCAUCUGCAACCCAAAGUGAAGGGAUGAACUUACACCGUUGAACCGUACAACGAAGGCAGCGAUAUUCGAAGGGAGGUCGACCUGAAUGGAAGUGACAUAGUAUAUGGAUAGCACAGUGAUAGACGAAUCGAACGGUCAAUCAUGCUUCGUGCUCGAGUACUGGGCGGCUAAAUCUGGACGCGCCGGACUGAUGUGUGUUGGAAACAACACAAAUCUGACCCAACCGAGAAUAAAAAAAGUUAUUCUACCGACUGUUAAUUAUUUUCACCACAAAAACGAACACGAACACGAUGGAUGAGCUAACAAGAUUAAAAGGAUAGAGGAAUAACUAUACGGAAAGUGACUAGGAAGCAAUCAAGGUGACUAAGAUACUAAAUAUCGCUGGAAAAAGUGCAUACAUUAUGGAAGAAACUGAAAUUAUCGUAUUGCUGGAACAAGUGUGUGUGAAUGUAUUAUUUUAGCUAUUAGCUAUUAUUUCAGUUAUGAGAGUUGGUAAAUGAUAUUAUGUUUCGAACAUUUCCAGUUGCAAUCGGAAGCUUUAUUGUAAGAAAGUGCUUGAGGAAGAUAGACUUUAGUGUUAUAUGUAAGAACUUUCCCAUCAGGGUGGAGUUGUUGUUGAUAGGAACGGGUUUCACCAUAUGGCAGGGUCAGAAUUUGAGUUAAUUCUCAUUUAUUUUUCUACUACUUGUACUGUAAUUCUAUAUAAAAAUCAGAGACAAAGCAAGAAGAUUAUAUAUAUGAUGUAAGAAGAUCAUACACAAUUAUCA
This is a messenger RNA of Toxorhynchites rutilus septentrionalis, 3561 nucleotides long. RefSeq names its product myb-like protein G. The coding region runs from base 1 to 1824 and encodes 607 amino acids. The record is from RefSeq and is a predicted model, not a curated record. The transcript has 6 exons. NCBI's taxonomy places the organism in Eukaryota, Metazoa, Arthropoda, Insecta, Diptera, Culicidae.